AUGGUCAUUGAGAUCAACCCAGAUGCUCUUACAAUCGCUGGCAACCUUGAUGCUCAACGAGCGAAUGGCACUGUGCUUGGGCCUCUACACGGGAUUCCGAUUUUGAUUAAGAACAACAUCGCGACGGCCGACAAGAUGGAUAACACGGCUGGAUCGUAUGCACUUGCUGGAGCAAAGGUUCCCAGGGAUAGUACAAUUGCAGCGAAGCUCCGCAAAGCCGGUGCAGUAAUCCUGGGAAAGACAAACUUAUCUCAAUGGGCCAAUUAUCGAAGCUUCAACACCAGCAACGGGUGGUCAGCAAUUGGAGGACAAACCCAAGGUGCUUAUUACCCAGGUCAAGACCCUUCAGGAUCGUCUUCUGGGAGUGGUGUUUCCAGCUCUCUGGGGCUCGCACUUGCAGCUCUAGGCACAGAAACCGAUGGUUCUAUCUUGUCGCCUUCAGAUGUCAACAACCUUGUGGGAAUCAAACCAACUGUUGGUCUCACGGCGAGAGAUUUGGUUGUUCCCAUAUCCGAGCAUCAAGAUACGGUCGGACCAAUGGCUCGAACGGUGAGAGACGCAGCCUACGUUCUUGCGGCAAUCGCUGGAAAGUCUUCAUAUGACAAUUACACUGAUGCAAUUCCUUUCGACACGAUUCCUGACUAUGUGGCUGCCUGCAACUUUUCUGCCCUACGUGGGAAACGUAUUGGCGUUCCCCGAAACUUGAUCGACCUUACAUCUGAUCCGGCCGCUGCGCCUAUCGUCCCAGUGUUCAAUGCAGCGCUUGACAUCUUGCGAGCCGCUGGAGCGAUUGUCAUCGACAACACAAACUUCACGGGCUAUGAUGCCUUGAGUGAAGGCAAUUACAGCAAUAUCGUCCUUGAGGCAGACUUCAUCAGUGACUUGCCUAAGGAGUAUCUUUCCAAGUUAUCGUACAACCCGAACAACAUUCAUUCAGUCGCGGAUGUGCGAAACUUUACUCAUGACUUUCCUCUCGAAGACUGGCCCGAAAGAGAUACGUUGAUCUGGGAUGGUGCUCUAGAGCUGGGCUAUGGCAAUACCUCUCCGGAGUUUUGGUCGAAUUAUACGAUGAACACGUUCUUAGCUGGCGAAAUGGGAAUUACUGGAGCUCUGAAGAAUUAUUCCUUGGACGCGCUGGUGUUGCCUACUGAAUUUUCACCAAACUUUCCAGCUUUGAUUGGAGCUCCUGUGGUGACUGUACCUCUGGGUGCAUAUCCGCCAAACACCACUGUGCUCCUGAAUCAGUUUGGAAAUUUGAAUGCCACAGCUCCAAAUAUGCCCUUUGGCAUUAGCUUCAUGGGACCUCGCUUCAGUGAGGAGCUGUUGAUUGGACUGGCUUAUGCUUUCGAACAGCGCACAAUGGUCCGGAAUACUAUCACACCAUACAUUCAGCCUACCACCGAGCUUGCUGAUGUAGUGCAUGCGCGGCAAAGGAUGAAGGAGUUAUAG
This is a messenger RNA of Exophiala oligosperma, 1449 nucleotides long. RefSeq lists its product as uncharacterized. Bases 1 to 1449 code for a protein of 482 amino acids. Lineage: Eukaryota; Fungi; Ascomycota; Eurotiomycetes; Chaetothyriales; Herpotrichiellaceae. The transcript has a single exon. The record is from RefSeq and is a predicted model, not a curated record.